Molecule: messenger RNA, 628 nt
Organism: Pneumocystis carinii B80
Lineage: Eukaryota; Fungi; Ascomycota; Pneumocystomycetes; Pneumocystales; Pneumocystaceae
Product: iron donor protein CyaY
Exons: 2
Coding region: 31-600 (189 amino acids)
Biological process (GO): intracellular iron ion homeostasis; iron incorporation into metallo-sulfur cluster
Cellular component (GO): mitochondrion
Molecular function (GO): ferrous iron binding; 2 iron, 2 sulfur cluster binding; ferric iron binding
Source: RefSeq, a predicted model, not a curated record
UUGAAACUUAAUUGACGAAUUUUUAAAAAUAUGAAAAAUUAUAAUAUAUUAUUUUCUAUUAGUAAAGUAUGUUUUUUGAAAAGAAAUUGUCAGAUUCAAUAUAGAUUUAUACGCAAUAUUACUUUUCAAAAAUUACAUUUGACAAAAUUCAAUUAUUUAAAAUAUAAUUUGCAAAAUCUAGUUCUUUUGAAAAAAUUUAGUCAUAAACUCGUUAAUAGAAUUCUAUUUGUAUUUUCUAGAAAAUAUUCAUCAAAUCUCACAAUUGAGAAAUAUCACCAAUUAGCUGAUAAUACUAUAAAAAAGAUUUUAUAUGCAUUAGAACAGAUGCAGCAAGAUUAUCCUGAAAAGACAAUAGAAGUUGAAUAUUCGCAAGACGUUCUUACACUUGAUCUUGGGAAUUAUGGAACUUAUGUUUUGAAUAAACAGUCAUUUAAUAAACAAAUAUGGGUUUCGUCUCCAAUAUCUGGGCCAAAAAGAUAUGACUGGAUACCAACAAAUGAUGAAAAUGAUGGAAAAUGGAUAUAUUUACGCGAUAAUGGCAUUCUUGAGGAUUCGCUUAAAAAUGAGCUAAAGGAAAUUAUUGGUGAUUUAAAGCUGUAAAUCUAGUUGAAUAUAUAUAUUAUAAAUC